Heterobasidion irregulare TC 32-1 is the source of this 660-nucleotide messenger RNA. RefSeq lists its product as uncharacterized. NCBI's taxonomy places the organism in Eukaryota, Fungi, Basidiomycota, Agaricomycetes, Russulales, Bondarzewiaceae. The coding region runs from base 1 to 660 and encodes 219 amino acids. The record is from RefSeq and is a predicted model, not a curated record. The transcript has a single exon.
AUGUCCACUCAAAAAAAUGGCGAUUGGGAUCGUUAUCCCGAGCAUACCAUCAUUACCAGGGGCGUGCGAGGUCUCGAUGUCACACUUUGGAUUGACAUGAUCAAGAGGCGUCUCAAUGACGCUCCUCCGGCUAUCGUCACAAAAGUUGAGCACUUCAAGUGCACUGGCCGCUUCAGUAACGAAUUCCUAGCCAUCCACCUCAAACAUCCCAUCCGCACCGGACUCAAGAAACACCCCACUGUCCUCUUCAUCGAUCGCGUCGCUUACCCAGAUUUCCUGAUUGCUCCCGGUUUCAAAAGCCCUUCCUUCCCUUCCUCCAUUCUCGCUAGGGAACGCAUUUCAAUUCCUCCCCCCGACCAAAACUACAUGCAGUUCGUCAGCCAGGAGCGGGGCGAGCAGCGCCCCAUUCUUCUGUCUCGCCUCGAUUUUUCACAGCACCCGACGGACGAGGAUCUUCUCAAUAUCCUCGAAUUCGCUUCUGAGAAGCAUCCUCCCCACGAGAACGACUACCAAGGAUUUUGGUAUGCCGGAUUGGUCUUCGAUGCUUUAAGUGACCGGUUUCCGAGUCAACGAUAUGAAGAGCGGGCGGAUGAACGUGGAUCAUUAAUUGGGAAAUGCGAGUGGGCCAAACUCAAGGAUGAUUUCGAGGGUUGGGUUUAA